Cyclopterus lumpus (lumpfish) is the source of this 4146-nucleotide messenger RNA. It is a transcript of the gene gsk3ab, whose product is annotated as glycogen synthase kinase 3 alpha b. Bases 61 to 1383 code for a protein of 440 amino acids. The transcript is spliced from 11 exons. Lineage: Eukaryota; Metazoa; Chordata; Actinopteri; Perciformes; Cyclopteridae. Gene Ontology annotation, molecular function: ATP binding; protein serine/threonine kinase activity. Gene Ontology annotation, cellular component: cytosol; cytoplasm; axon. The record is from RefSeq and is a predicted model, not a curated record. Gene Ontology annotation, biological process: negative regulation of TOR signaling; regulation of neuron projection development; protein phosphorylation.
CGUUCUACAGAGGAAGAAAGGGGGAGACGGGCGACCUAUACAGAACGCUUUCACACAAAUAUGAGCGGCAGCGGGCGGCCCAGGACCAGCUCCUUCGCUGAGCCUCCCGGAGCUCCCGGAUCCGCUGCAGCCGGCGCCGGAUCAGCGGCAGCCGGCGGAAGCUCGACAGGAAAAACUGGGGCUUCACAAGCCAGUGGAAGCAGUUCGACGAGCUUUGGGAAUUUGAAACUUCCCAGAGACAGUAGCAAGGUGACAACGGUGGUAGCCACACCCGGCCAGGGCCCUGAUCGCCCACAGGAAGUGUCCUAUACAGACAUAAAAGUUAUAGGAAAUGGCUCCUUUGGGGUUGUCUACCAGGCUCGCCUCAUCGACAGCCAGGAGAUGGUGGCAAUUAAGAAAGUUCUCCAAGACAAGAGGUUUAAGAAUAGGGAGCUGCAAAUUAUGAGGAAAUUGGACCACUGCAACAUUGUGAGGCUACGCUACUUCUUCUACUCCAGUGGCGAGAAGAAAGAUGAGGUGUAUUUGAAUCUGGUGCUGGAUUACGUCCCUGAGACAGUGUACAGGGUGGCUCGGCAUUUCAACAAAGCCAAGACCACCAUCCCCAUCAUCUAUGUUAAGGUGUACAUGUAUCAGCUGUUCCGCAGUCUGGCUUAUAUUCAUUCCCAGGGCGUGUGUCACAGAGACAUCAAGCCCCAGAACCUCCUGGUGGACCCAGAGACGGCCAUUCUCAAACUCUGUGACUUUGGCAGUGCGAAGCAGUUAGUUCGGGGGGAGCCGAAUGUGUCCUAUAUCUGCUCACGGUACUAUCGUGCCCCAGAGCUCAUCUUUGGUGCCACUGACUACACGUCCAACAUUGACAUCUGGUCGGCCGGCUGCGUGCUGGCCGAGCUGCUGCUGGGCCAGCCCAUCUUCCCUGGGGACAGUGGCGUGGACCAGCUAGUAGAGAUCAUCAAGGUUCUGGGGACGCCAACAAGGGAGCAGAUCCGAGAGAUGAACCCUAACUACACAGAGUUCAAAUUCCCUCAGAUCAAAGCACACCCUUGGACAAAGGUGUUCAAACCUCGCACCCCACCAGAGGCCAUUGCCCUAUGCUCUCGACUGCUGGAAUACACGCCAGUGACCAGGCUGUCUCCCCUGGAGGCGUGUGCGCACCCCUUCUUCGAUGAGCUGCGUCAGCCCAACACCCGCCUUCCCAGCGGACGAGAACUGCCACUCCUCUUCAACUUCAGUCCCGUCGAGCUGUCUAUCCAGCCCCAGUUGAACUCCACACUCAUUCCUCCUCACGCUCGUGCACAGACAUCGCCUGCCUCACAUGAGGGCAGUGUGUCAGACAGUACCGCCCAGCCCAGCUCAGCACCUGGAUCCAUCAACAACAGCACCUGAGCCUCCAUCCCUCUGUCAUCUUUUCUUUUUGUCUUCCCCCUUUUCCUUUUCUCUCCUCUGCUUUUCUCCCUCUCAACCUCCCCUCUGGCUCCAAACCCUUAAAAUAGAAAAUAAAUAACUAUACACACCCACAUAAACACUCCUGAAUUUUAACCAUUUCCAAUAGAAAACACUUUCUUUGGCUGCCAACUUCAGGAAGAUGUGGGGGUUGUUUUAAGGAUAUUUAGGUCGCCAUGCUUGGGCUUGAAAUAAGCUGCAGUUCUAAGUCCACGCUGGCCCGUGUCUGGCCUGUUAGAAUAAGGAAACUUUACAAUGGUUGGGAUGUUUGGAAGUUGAGGAGGGGGGUUGUCCAUGUUGUAUGGAUUUUCUGUAUUAUAAUAUACAAUUGACUUUUAUCCCUUUUUUAAUGUUUCUUUUAUUUGCAUUAGCGUAUUUUAUGUGUGGCCGUGGUGCCACUGAAUGCGAUCCUGAUUGACUAUGGAGUUGAGAAUGAGGGCCGUAUGUAAGGCCUGUAUAAUAUUGACAAUCAUCCUUAGUGGGGUCAAAAAUGUCACACAUGUAGUGUACAUGUUUGAUCGUACAACACACUGUAGAAUGUAGAGUAGUGGCUUUUCUGGCACUUUCUACACUGAACUCUACUCAAGUAUUGUCAGUUCACCCAGCCAAAGGCUGAACAAAUGUGUAGAAUUACUUUUAAAUCUCCCAAUUUGAUACCUGACAGAAGAUAUUGGCGGAUUUUUGGUUCAUUUUAGAUAAGAGUUGGUUUUAAAUUUUAUUACAAAUGAGGGCACCACAGCCUGUCUUUAUGGUUUCUUUUUGAAUAUUAGCUCCUCAACUGCCUUUUUAUGUGAAUGAGAAGGAGCAGAGCGCACAUUUUCAGUUUCUUCAGUAUAAACUCGUGUUUUCAUUGGUUAAGCUGGAAACCAAGCAAUUCAUGUUAAUAUCUCAAAUGAGUAUUGCACAUCUCCAAAGGGAGUAGAGCGGAAGCAAAGGGGCGAGUUAUGUGUCGCGUCCAGCCGCCAACGUAGCUUCACACGGAGGGAGCCGUUGAUUUGGGGCUCCGGUUGCAUCGAAUACAAUAACAGACGCCUCAAUGAUGCCUUGCAUGUCAUAAACACAGUUGCUUAGCAUUGAAAAGUCACUUCAUUAAUUAUGUCACUUUACGGUGUUACAUUUCAUAUCGGCUUGAUAUGAGAGAGAAUCGGGUACGGACUACUGGCCGCUCACCUGGCUCGUCAUUGCCAUUUCAGCUACACAGUUGUUGUUAAUGCAGGAGGAGGACUCUGAAGUAAUUUAGUUUGGUUUGUGAGAGAUCUUUUGAAACCCUCUUCUCCCACUUUCCAAACGGCCUGCCUGUGACGCUCGUAUCAUGUUCUUCUUGGCCUGUGCUGGUGGUAAGAACUCAUUAUUUACCCAGCCCAACGGUCCACUGUCGGCAUGAACCGGUUGUCUUUCUUCCACCAUGCAAAUGUGCAUGUUCAGCCCAAGUUGACCACACUAUAUUUCUUCCACUAAUCUCAGUAAAAAGCAGACCAGAAAUGAUGCUCAAAUCCCUGAAACCCAACUGCUUUUGGAGCCUCCCCUUCCAUUCCUUUAUUCCUCCUCCCUCUGCCUUCUGCUUCCCUCUUUCCGCCUCCUUUUUUCACUGCUAAACUGUAAAUAAUCAGUACCUUUUAUUUUGUUAUUAUUGUUAUUAUAUUGUUGUUCUUGUAAUUUUUUUUUCUCUAGUAGACCGGCGCAGCAGCGGCCGGACUGUUUAUCCUCAGUCGCAGUCUGUAAAUACAAUUUCAUUUCAGUCCCUGGUUCAUGAGGGGAAAAACAGAACAAAAUGUUUCAUUUUUAUUCUCUCCCUCAAUUUCUCUCUUCACGACUUUCUGUUUUCCCCCAUAAGUGUUGACAUAACUGUUUUAUUUAUUGUAUUGUGUUUUUUUUUGUUUUUAUCAGGGGAAGGGGGCGAUCAUUUCUUUUCCACUGGGGUGGUACAAUUGAGGGUUUAAAGUAGUUUCCUAAUUUUUAUUCACCAUUUUUGCUCGGCAAUGUCACAUGCAAAAUAAUUUCACAUCCAAGAUACUGUACUGAGAUCCAGACGUCGGUGUGUCCUAUCCAAUCAGUGGUCUUGUAUGUAUGCAGGUGCACAUGCUAGCAAACGGGUGGAACUCCAGUUUUUCAUUUAACUUGAAUGUGAAGGGAAUGUUACGAGCCUCUGGAUCUAUGGGGUUUUGGGAGGGCGCACGGAUCACCCUGUGUGUGUGUGUGUGUGUGUGUGUGUGUGUGUGUGUGUGUGUGUGUGUGAGAGAGUGAGGAAAGGGGAAAUAAUGAAUUUAUUGACUUGAUCAUCUCCUGUGUCCGACCGUCUCCUGUUGUCGCUUACCGUAUGUAGCGUCGUACGAGUGUAACGGGUUCGUCCUGUUAGAACUGUGUGUAUGCGUCACAGAUACUUGACAAGUUUCUUGAGCUCCGCUGCAGGGAAUGUGUGUUUGUAUGUGUGCUGUCAGACCAGGGACAUUAUUUUCAGUACUCCUGACUUGUUCCUAAAUGAAGAGCCGACUACAUGUGCUAUUUUAAUGUUUAUUUACCAUCUUCUGAUCUGUCACACUUUGUUUUUAAUUUGCUGUGACCCUGCUCUUUUAUCACCACUGUUUGUUGGGAACAGAACGGUUGGAUAAAGGAGAUGAAGAGAGAGAGAGAGGGAUGGAGGGAGAGAAACAGUUUUUUGUUUGUUGGUAUAAAUAAUUAAACUCAUUAAUAAAGUGAUGAAACUGU